Procambarus clarkii (red swamp crayfish) is the source of this 4566-nucleotide messenger RNA. The record is from RefSeq and is a predicted model, not a curated record. NCBI's taxonomy places the organism in Eukaryota, Metazoa, Arthropoda, Malacostraca, Decapoda, Cambaridae.
AUGCCGGAGCUGCCAACUAUAUCACUGACCGCCCAUGUGAUAUACAGAGUUCUGAAAGUAUAUUUGUUUAGGUUUCAAAAGGCAGUCAUGACAUUCACUAACGUUGCAUAUGCUGCUGACACGAUCCUUGGCGGAGGUCCUGUUUCCCCGCUCCCGGCCCGCUACCUGCUGCUGAGCCCCCGCUACCUGCAGCUGAGUCCCCGCUACCUGCUGCUGUGCCCUCGCUACCUGCUGCUGUGCCCUCGCUACCUGCUGCUGAGCCCCCGCUACCUGCUGCUGAGCCCCCGCUACCUGCUGCUGAGCCCCCGCUACCUGCUGCUGAGCCCCCGCUACCUGCUGCUGAGCCCCCGCUACCUGCUGCUGAGCCCCCGCUACCUGCUGCUGAGCCCCCGCUACCUGCUGCUGAGCCCCCCGCUACCUGCUGCUGAGCCCCCGCUACCUGCUGCUGAGCCCCCGCUACCUGCUGCUGAGCCCCUGCUACCUGCAGCUGAGUCCCCGCUACCUGCUGCUGUGCCCUCGCUACCUGCUGGUGAGCCCCCGUUACCUGCUGCUGAGCCCCCGCUACCUGCUGCUGAGCCCCCGCUACCUGAUGCUGAGCCCCCGCUACCUGCUGCUGAGCCCCCGCUACCAGCUGCUGAGCCCCCGCUACCUGCUGCUGAGCUCUUGCUACUUUCUGCUGAGCCCUCGCUACCUGUUGCUGAGUCCCCGCUACCUGCUGCUGAGCCCCCGCUACCUGCUGCUGAGCCCCCGCUACCUGCUGCUGAGUCCUCGCUACCUGCUGCUGAGCUCUUGCUACUUUCUGCUGAGCCCUCGCUACCUGCUGCUGGGCCCCCACUACCUGCUGCUGAACCCCCACUACCUGCUGCUGAGCCCCCGCUACCUGCUGUUGAGUCCCCACUACCUGCUGCUGAGCCCCCGCUACCAGCUGCUGAGACCCUGCUACCUGUUGCUGAGCCCCCGCUACCAGCUGCUGAGCAUCUGCUGCUGAGCCCCCGCUACCUGCUGCUGAGCCCCCGCUACCUGCUGCUGAGCUCUUGCUACUUUCUGCUGAACCCCCGCUAUCUGCUGUUGAGCCCCCGCUACCUGCUGCUGAGUCCCCGCCACCUGCUGCUGAGCCUCCGCUACCUGCUGCUGAGCCCCCGCUUCCUGUUGCUGAGCCCCCGCUACCAGUUGCUGAGCCUCCGCUUCCUGUUCCUGAGCCCCCGCUACCUGUUGCUGAGCCCCCGCUUCCUGUUGCUGAGCCCCCGCUACCUGCUGCUGACCUCCCGCUACCUGCUACUGAGCCCCCGCUACCUGCUGAAGAGCCUCCGCUUCCUGUUGCUGAGCCCCCGCUAUCUGCUGCUGAGUCUCCCGCCGCUACCUGCUGCUGAACCCCCGCUACCUGCUGCUGAGGCCUCACUACCUGCUACUGAGCGCCCACUUUCUGUUGCUGAGGCCCCACUACCUGCUGCUGAACCCUCGCUACCUGUUGCUGAACCCUCGCUACCUGCUGCUGAGCCUCCGCUACCUGCUGCUGAGCUCCCACUUCCUGUUGCUGAGUCCCCGCUACUUGUUGCUGAGCCUCCGCUUCCUGUUGCUGAGCCCCCGCUAUCUGUUGCUGAGCCCCCGCUAUCUGCUGCUGAGCCCCCGCUACCUGCUGCUGAACCCCCGCUACCUGCUGCUGAGCCCCCACUACCUCCUGCUGAACCCCCGCUACCUACUGCUGAGCCCUCCCUACCUGUUGCUGAGGCCCCGCUAUUUGCUGCUGAGCCCCGCUACCUGGUGCUGAGCCCCCACUACCUGCUGCUGAACCCCCGCUACCUGCUACUGAGCCCCCGCUACCUGCUGAAGAGCCUCCGCUUCCUGUUGCUGAGCCCCCGCUAUCUGCUGCUGAGUCUCCCGCCGCUACCUGCUGCUGAACCCCCGCUACCUGCUGCUGAGGCCUCACUACCUGCUGCUGAGCGCCCACUUUCUGUCGCUGAGGCCCCACAACCUGCUGCUGAACCCUCGCUGCCUGUUGCUGAACCCUCGCUACCUGCUGCUGAGCCUCCGCUACCUGCUGCUGAGCUCCCGCUUCCUGUUGCUGAGCCCCCGCUACUUGUUGCUGAGCCUCCGCUUCCUGCUGCUGAGCUCCCGCUACGUGAUGCUGAGCCCCCGCUACCUGCUGCUGAGCCCCCGCUACUUGCUGCUGAGCCCCCACUACCUGCUGCUGAGCCCCCGCUACCUGCUGCUGAGCCCCCGCUACCUGCUGCUGAGCCCCCGCUACCUGCUGCUGAGCCCCCGCUACCUGCUGCUGAGCUGCCGCUACCUGGUGCUGAGCCCCCGCUACCUGCUGCUGAGCCCCCGCUACCUGCUUCUGAGCCCCCGCUACCUGCUGCUGAACCCCCGCUACCUGUUGCUGAGGCCCCGCUACCUGCUGCUGAGCCCCCGCUACCUGCUGCUGAGCUCCCGCUUCCUGUAGCUGAGGCCCCACUACCUGCUGCUGAGCCCCCGCUUCCUGCUGCUGAGCGCCCGCUUCCUGUUGCUGAGGCCCCACUACCUGCUGCUGAGCCUCCGCUACAUGCUGCUGAGCCCCCGCUACCUGCUGCUGAGCCCCCACUACCAGCUACUGAGCCCCCGCUACCUGCUGCUGAGCCCCCGCUACCUGGUGCUGAGCCCCCGCUACCUGCUGCUGAGCUCCCGCUACCUGCUGCUGAGCCCCCACUACCUGCUGCUGAGGCCCCACUACCUGCUGCUGAGUCCCAGCUACCUACUGCUGAGGCCCCGCUACCUGUUGCUGAGGCUCCGCUUCCUGCUACUGAGCCCCCAUUACCUGCUGCUGAACCCCCGCUACCUGCUGCUGAGCCCCCGCUACCUGCUGCUGAACCCCCGCUACCUGUUGCUGAGGCCCCGAUACCUGCUGCUGAGCCCCCGCUACCUGGUGCUGAGCCCCCGCUACCUGGUGCUGAGCCCCCACUACCUGCUACUGAACCCCCGCUACCUGCUGCUGAACCCCCGCUACCUGCUGCUGAGCCCCCGCUACCAGCUGCUGAACCCCCGCUACCUGUUGCUGAGGCCCCGCUACCUGCUGCUGAGCCCCCGCUACCUGCUGCUGAGCCCCCGCUACCUGCUGCUGAGCCCCCGCUACCUGCUGCUGAGCCCCCACUACCUGCUGCUGAACCCCCGCUACCUGCUGCUGAGCCCCCGCUACCUGCUGCUGAGUCCCCGCUACCUGCUGCUGAGCCCCCGCUACCUGCUGCUGAGCUACCGCUACCUGGUGCUGAGCCCCCGCUACCUGCUGCUGAGCCCCCGCUACCUGCUGCUGAGCCCCCGCUACCUGCUGCUGAGCCCCCGCUACCUGUUGCUGAGGCCCCGUUACCUGCUGCUGAAUUCCCGCUACCUGUUGCUGAGGCCCCGCUACCUGCUGCUGAGCCCCCGCUACCUGCUGCUGAACCCCCGCUACCUGUUGCUGAGGCCCCGCUACCUGCUGCUGAAUUCCCGCUACCUGUUGCUGAGGCCCCGCUACCUGCUGCUGAGCCCCCGCUACCUGCUGCUGAGCCCUCGCUACCUGCUGCUGAGGCCCCGCUACCUGCUGCUGAGCCCCCGCUACUUGCUGCUGAGCCCCCACUACCUGCUGCUGAACCCCCGCUACCUGCUGCUGAACCCCCGCUACCUGGUGCUGAGCCCCCGUUUCCUGUUGCUGAGCUCCCGCUACCUGGUGCUGAGCCCCCGCUACCUGCUGCUGAGCCCCCGCUACCUGCUGCUGAGCCCCCGCUACCUGCUGCUGAACCCCCGCUACCUGUUGCUGAGGCCCCGCUACCUGCUGCUGAACCCCGCUACCUGCUGCUGAACCUCCGCUACCUGCUGCUGAACCCCCGCUACCUGUUGCUGAGGCCCCGCUACCUGCUGCUGAGCUCCCGCUACCUGGUGCUGAGCCCCCGCUACCUGCUGCUGAGCCCCCACUACCUGCUGCUGAACCCCCGCUACCUGCUGCUGAGCCCCCUCUACCUGCUGCUGAGCCCCCGCUACUUACUGCUGAGCCCCCGCAUACCUGCUACUGAGCCUCCGCUACCUGGUGCUGAGCCCCCGCUACCAGCUGCUGAGCCCCCGCUACCUGCUGCUGAGCCCUCCCUACCUGCUGCUGAGUUCUUGCUACUUUCUGCUGAGCCCCCGCUACGUGCUGCUGAGCUUCCGCUACCUGCUGCUGAGCCCCCGCUACCUGCUGCUGAGCCCCCGCUACCUGCUGCUGAGCCCCCGCUACCUGCUGCUGAGCCCCCGCUACCUGCUGCUGGGCCCCCGCUACCUGCUGCUGAGCCCCCGUUUCCUGUUGCUGAGCCCCUGCUACCUGCUGCUGAGCCCCCGCUACCUGCUGCUGGGCCCCCGCUACCUGCUGCUGAGCCCUCGUUUCCUGUUGCUGAGCCCCCGCUACCUGGUACUGAACCCCAGCUACCUGCUGCUGAGCCCCCGCUAUCUGCUACUGAACCCCAGCUACCUGCUGCUGAGCCCCCGCUAUCUGCUGCUGGGCCCCCGCUACCUGCUGCUGAGCCCUCGUUUCCUGUUGCUGAGCCCCCGCUACCUGCUACUGAACCCCAGCUACCUGCUGCUUAG